UGGUGCCCUCUAAGUCUGUGCCGUCUGUGCGUCUGUGCUUCCGUCGUCUCGCUGUUCCGCCGUGGUUUCGGCAAUUUCGGCCGUUUCGCCUAGUUCCGCCUAGAGUCAGUAGCUUCCGCCUCAGCUGUUGGUUCCGCUUUUGCUCUUCCCUGGUUCUGUUACUACCUUUUCGAUCGUGAUUUACGUGCUGAAGGCAGUGAAUGCGAAAACAAUUUGUGAGUUCGCCUCCCCCGCUUUGUUGCUCCGUGAACCGCACAAUAUGAGCAGUGGGGUGUGCAUCGUCGAGCCUCUCGGAGCUGUAGGAGACCCCGAGCAGGUCCAACUCAUGUCUGAGACAGCGUCCAGCGUGGACUCCGCAGCCUCGACAGAUCCUGCACCAGAGUCUGAGCAGGCUCUAGGCAGCGAGUCCGAGAAUGACGACGGUGACGCCAAAAAAGAGAUAAUAUCCGAGGAAGAGAGGGCGUUCGAACGGGCUAUGCAACUCCGCAAACGGCGAAUGAUUGAGCGGUCCCUUGCGGACGGCAGCACGGCGGGUCUCAAGAUAGCAGCUGUGAACGAACGGGGCCUUUUGUGCGACGACUACCGGCGGCUCGUCUGGCCCAAGAUCGGCGGUGUGAGCGUCUACGAGACGUCGCCGAGGCCGUCCAUGGAGGAGAUUACGCAGCACGCCUACUACUCUCAGGUAGUCCUGGACGUGAAGCGGUCGCUCAAGCGGUUCCCGCCCAGCAUCGCCGAGAACCAGCGCAUCGCGCUACAGGACAAGCUUGUGUUCAUGAUCAUGCGGGUGCUGAUGAAGAACCCGGAGCUGCACUACUACCAGGGCUACCACGACAUCUGCGUCACUAUCCUGCUCGUGUUAGGCGAAGAAGUAGGCUUCCUGCUCGUCGACAAACUGUCCUGCUCAAACCUACGCCGCUUCAUGGACAAGACGAUGGCGCGCACGGCGGACCUCUUGGAGCACAUCUACCCGUUGUUGGCUCACGAGAACCCCGAGCUGUGUAAGUUCCUCGAGAGGGCGCAGGUGGGCAUCAUGUUCUGCCUCAGCUGGGUCAUCACGUGGUUCGGGCACGUCCUCGCCGACUACGACACUGUGGUGCGCCUCUUCGACCUCUUCCUGUCCAGCCACUCGUGGAUGCCCGUCUACCUUUCUGCAGCCAUCGUUCUUCAUGCCGAGAAAGAAAUCCUCGCUUUGGAGUGCGACCUGGCGCCCGUCCACUGCUACCUCUCGCGUCUGGUCGAGGGGGACUUGCCCUUCGAGGCGCUCAUCCUGCGAGCAAGGCUCCUCCUCGAACAGUACCCACCAACCCAUCUUCAGGCCGAGCAGGCGCUUCGGAAGAAACGGCUGAACCUUUCACACCCUCCGCCACGGCGACCCCCGCAACACGGCCCCAUGUGGCGCUUCGCUCGCUAUGUCGGUGCUCUGGUGGCAGGAACUGGUGCUCGGAAGGGGGCAUUGGCUCUGGCGGUUCUUUUCUUUGCCGUCUGGUUCCAGACUUAUCGCAAGAACCCCAGCCUCGCGUGGUUUUGACUGGGUACAUCCAUAUGUGGAUGGUGAACGAAUACGGAACUGUGCCACAAUGUGACUCUUUACUGUACAUAACUACCUGUCAUGGUUGCUUAAUGACUGAUGGCAUCUCGUUAGUCCAGAGCUGGUACUUUGUUAAAGCCUUCUUAUAGUGCCAACCAGGGGCAUCUGAAGUGUUCAAGAGAUGAGGGGAGACAAGGAAAGGGAGGAGGAGGGGACUUUUUCUUCCCCUUUUAAAUUGUUUUGUGGGUAUGUCUGAAAGAAUUGGGAGUGUGAUCACACCCCCCCUCCUUGUCCCAGUGCUUCUGGAGCCAACUGAGCGCAACAUACAGUUGAUGAUAGCACAUCGUUACUACUCUUGCACUGGGAAUUUGAACAAUUAUAUGAAACCUGUUUCUAUUUCUAUAAUUUAUGUGUGUGAUAUGUAAUACCUUUUCUCAGUGCUUGCUUUUCAGUUUUUCAAAUCAAACUGAUCUGCUCACUAGUGCUCUGUCCUAGUCUCAUAAAAUAUGCCAAGUUAGAGCCAGUGACAUACCAAUGGUGGAAGGAACAAUAAUUUGUGCAGUUUAAGCAUUUGAAUCUUUUUCUUUAACCCUGGAGUGAAAGGUAACAUUUUCCUCCACCCUAUUGGUGUGGGAGGAAGGGUAAAGGUGCCUCGUUAAAAAUGGUCAGCUACAUCAUGACAUCUAGAUAGCACUUGCCCUUGCUUUGCUGCAUUAAUAGUAUUGAGCAGUGCUGGGCUUAAAUUGUGAUACUGCAUUUUGUUUAAAAUAAGUGCUGUUCAUUGCAUGAGACGAGUAAUUAGACAAAUAUUAGGUCCACAGUAUUUGUAUUAUAAUGAUUUCCCUUACAAUUGUUUUAAAGCUGCUUCUUCGUUGCAACAAUUCCUCGAUGCAUGUGUAAUCAAGUUUGAUUUAGAAAUGCACCCUGAAACAUAAACUAUUCCAAUGAA
Molecule: messenger RNA, 2477 nt
Organism: Ixodes scapularis (black-legged tick)
Lineage: Eukaryota; Metazoa; Arthropoda; Arachnida; Ixodida; Ixodidae
Product: TBC1 domain family member 20
Exons: 1
Coding region: 260-1528 (422 amino acids)
Biological process (GO): positive regulation of GTPase activity; endoplasmic reticulum to Golgi vesicle-mediated transport
Cellular component (GO): endoplasmic reticulum membrane
Molecular function (GO): GTPase activator activity
Source: RefSeq, a predicted model, not a curated record